CGGGUUAUGGAAUACCCGCACUCUAGAUCCAUACCCGCAAAACCAGUCGUUAAACCCUUCCAAAAUCUACAUCUUCGUUGCGCAGCGAUUUUCCUCUUCUCUUCCAAUACUCCACCGUCUCCGCCGCGCAGCGAUGAUCCGCGUGAAGGCAAUAGCAGUAGCCACCUCCCUCCGAUUCCUCAACUCGUCACUCGCCACCCGAGUCCUCGCAACUCGGAACCAGGUGACUCACUUCUCUUCCUACACUCCACAACCCCUUCUGGGUCGCUCUCACGAUUUGCGUUUUCCCUACACUCACCAUAGAAUCUACUUCUCUUCCAAACCCACCUCCAUUUUGGAGCUUGUUCUCACCAACGAUUGGUCCCAAGGGGUUGAGCAAGAGUUAGAAAAGUGUUCACCGUCUUUGACCCAUGAAACUGUUCUCUUCGUUUUGAAGCGAUUGGACAAAAACCCAGAAAAAGCUUCGUCGUUUUUCAACUGGGUCAGUGAGAAAGAGUGGUUCAGGGCAAGUUCUACUGUGUAUAGUUUGAUUGCUAGGAUCUUGGCGAAUAAGGAGACGAUGAAGCAGUUUUGGGUUACUCUGAGGAUGAUGAAGGAGAAAGGGUUUUACCUCGAUGAAGAGACGUAUUAUACAAUUUCAGUUGGGUUUAAGAGGGCAAAGAUGAACAGUGAUUCUGCAGCUCUUACUCAUUUCUACAAUAGGAUGCUUGAGGAUAAUACUACACAAAGUGUUGUCACCAAGGUGGUUGGUAUUGUGUCAGGGUCUGAGGGGGGUGAUGAUGGUGAGGUUAAGAAUGAGUUGGCGAAGCUCGAGAUUCAACUGUCUGAUAAUUUUGUGAUCAGGGUUAUGAAAGAGCUUCGAAGAAGCCCUUUAAAGGCUUACACAUUCUUUAAGUGGGUUGGGGAGCAAUCUGAUUAUGAGCAUAAUACAGUGACUUUCAAUGCGAUUGCGAGAGUUCUUGCGAGGUCUGAUUCGAUUGAGGAGUUUUGGAGUGUUAUUGAGGAGAUGAAGGGGCUGGGUCAUGAAUUGGACAUUGAUACCUACAUAAAGGUAUCGAGGCAGCUUCAGAAAUUUAGGAUGAUGGAGGAUGCUGUCAAGCUUUAUGAGCUUAUGAUGGAUGGUUCAUAUAAGCCAUCUGUUCAGGAUUGCUAUAUGCUUUUAAAGAACAUUUCUGGCGAUGAUAAGCCAAAUUUGGAUUUAGUUUUCAGGGUCGCUAAGAAAUACGAGUCGGCAGGGCAUACUCUCUCCAAGGCAAUCUAUGAUGGGAUCCACAGGUCUUUGACACGUUCUGGGAAAUUUGAUGAAGCUGAAAAUAUUGUUAACACUAUGAGAAAUGCUGGCUAUGAGCCUGAUAACAUCACCUACAGUCAAGUGGUUUUUGGACUUUGUAAGGCGGGAAGGCUUGAAGAAGCAUGUGAGGUGCUGGAGGAGAUGGAAUCUUGUGGAUGUAUCCCUGAUAUCAAGACUUGGACCAUCUUGAUCAAAGGGCACUGUGAUGCAAAUGAAGUAGAUCAGGCAUUGGUUUAUUUUACUAAGAUGAUUGAAAAGGGCUGUGAUGCAGAUGCUGAUCUGUUGGAUGUUCUGGUUGAAGGGUUUCUCAAUCAACAGAGAAUAGAUGGUGCAUACAAGUUAAUGGUUGAGAUAAGUAAUAACUGUCGUAUAUCUCCGUGGCAAGCUACGUAUAAGAAAAUAAUUGAAAGGCUUUUAGGAAUCAGAAAGUUUGAGGAGGGACUUGACCUUCUUCGCAUGAUGAAGAGCCACAACUUCCCUCCAUACCAUGAACCUUUUGUGUCAUAUGUUUCAAAGUUCGGGAGCGUGGAUGACACUGCAGAGUUCCUGAAGGCAUUAAGUGUGAAAAAUUACCCAUCUCUUUCAUCGUACCUUCAGGUUUUUGAAGCCUUCUUCCAAGAAGGUAGAUUAUCUGAGGCCAAAGAUCUAUUAUACAAGUGUCCUCACCAUAUACGCAAUCAUAGUAAAAUCUGUGAACUUUUUGGUUCACCUGAGAGUGGCAUCGCCGCUACUUGACCCCUGGAAUUUUUCUUUUUUAGCCUUGUCAUCAGUAGCAUGUUUUUCAUCUUUCUUCAAAUGAUUAAUGUUAUCAACUGUUAGGUGGAUUUGGUCUUUGCCCGUUUGAAAAACAAUUGGACAUAAGGUAUUAUGGUAAGUUAAGCUUCAUUC
Messenger RNA from Lotus japonicus, 2179 nucleotides. Its product is annotated as pentatricopeptide repeat-containing protein At3g48250, chloroplastic-like. The coding region runs from base 134 to 2026 and encodes 630 amino acids. NCBI's taxonomy places the organism in Eukaryota, Viridiplantae, Streptophyta, Magnoliopsida, Fabales, Fabaceae. Gene Ontology annotation, molecular function: protein binding. The transcript has a single exon. The record is from RefSeq and is a predicted model, not a curated record. Gene Ontology annotation, biological process: RNA splicing.